ACAGAGAACGUGUUGUUUCAUUAAUGUAUAAUUGAAGAGAGGGCAUGAAGCUCAUUCCAUUCAAACAAGCAGGAGAAACAACAACCAAACAGGUAGUGGAUAGCCUGGGGAGGAUGACCGUGCACGGUCGCACGCGUAGCACCAGCUCUGGCUCAGGGGAGAGUGAGGAGGAGAGAAGAGAGGAGGAUAGGAAGAAGGACGUUGUAGACUAUAAUCAACUACAAAAUACAGAACAGCUUCCCGGGGAGUUCUUAGUUAAGUAUCUUGGAAAGAAGGACGCUAGAGGACUCUGGGGGAUCAAACAUACUCGUAAACCAGUAGAUGAUAUGGUCUCCCUUGCUAGGGGCCUACAGGCUGGUACUCCUCUACCCUACCUCAAGCUAACAGUGUCAGAUAAGGGGGUCAACAUCUCACCUCAUUCUAGGAACUUGAACACUGAAUAUGAGUGUGGAUUAUAUCCUAUUGAUACAAUCAGCUAUGGAGUACAGGAUCUAGUCUAUACAAGGGUAUUUGCUAUGAUCGUUGUAAAGGAUACACCGGAAAUACGGGAAGGUGGUGUAAGACGACAUCCUUUUGAAUGCCACGCUUUUGUGUGUGAGUCACGGCAAAGCGCUAGGAAAUUAACUUUUGCUUUAGCAAGCGCAUUCCAAGUUUUUUCUAAGAGUAUAAAAAGCUCCCAGAAAAGACGAGGAAACAGCUUUGCGAUUGAUCUACGAAGUCCUGAAGAACUUCAGAAGGAAUUCAAGACUCAAGAUUCUGAAGCUUAAUAUUGAUUUAUCGAAAAUAUUGAAUAUUUGAUUAUUGUAUAACAUUUUUUGAGAAUU
Molecule: messenger RNA, 824 nt
Organism: Eurytemora carolleeae
Lineage: Eukaryota; Metazoa; Arthropoda; Copepoda; Calanoida; Temoridae
Exons: 8
Coding region: 45-767 (240 amino acids)
Source: RefSeq, a predicted model, not a curated record